AUGAGACUUGCAGUUUGUCUUGAGCGAUCUGUUUAUUUCUUCGACGAAGCUGGCGAAAAGCGCGAUAAGUUCUCGACGAAACCGGUCGACAGUAAAUAUGGAAAGAAAAGCUACGUCAUCACUGGAAUCGCCUUUGCUCCAGAUAGCAGUAGAUUGGCGAUUGCACAAUCGGACAACGUCGUCUUCGUCUACAAAAUCGGCAACAACUGGGGCGACAAAAAGUCCAUUUCGACUAAGUUCAUCGUCACUUCCUCCGUUACAUGCCUCAUUUGGCCGCAGCAGGACGCGAUUUUCUUCGGUCUUUCGGAAGGAAAAAUCAGAAUGGGAAACAUGCGCUCUGGAAAGAGUUCGACAGUCUACAAUGUCAACAGUUUCACGAUGUCGUUGACUGCGAAUAGUCGGGGCUCUGGAAUCAUGUCCAGCCAUGCUGAUGAUGUCCAUACAAGCGAAGUCAACGGAAACCUCGCCGUUCAUACAUGCCCAGUAACCGCUCUUGCUUGGACUCCAAACGGCUAUUUCUGUGCCGGUUCAGACAAGCGUGUUGUCGUUUACGGCAAGAAUGGUAAAGAACUGCAACGAUUCGAGUACCCCGAGAGCGAGAAAGAAUUCACCAGUGCUGCGGUUAGCCCCAGUGGCCAGUCACUCGUCUUAGGCAGCUUCGACCGCUUCCACUUGUUCACCUGGUCGAGUCGUCAAUCCCAGUGGAUCGAAAGCGACCCGAAGGACAUUGAGAAUCUUUAUACAGUCACCGCAAUGACCUGGAAGCCAGAUGGAUCAAAGCUAGCUGCAGGCACGCUUCUCGGCGGCGUGGCACUUUUCGACUGUUCCCUGAAACGACAAAUUUACCGAAACCGCUUCGAAAUCACCUACGUCGGUCUCUCCCAAGCAAUUAUUAAAGAUCUCUCCUCCGGUCGUCGCAUGGUACUAAAGUCGAACUACGGCUACGAAAUCGAGGACGUGAAAAUUCUCGGUGCCGAAAUGCGUUACAUCGUCUCCCACACACAGAAUACGCUCUUGCUCGGUGAUCUGGUAACUGCUCGUCUUUCGGAAAUCGAGUGGAAAGGAUCUGGAAAUGAACGAUACUCCUUCGACAAUGCUAACGUCUGCGUCGUGUUCAACGCUGGGGAGUUGUCGCUCGUCGAGUACGGCGCCGAGGAGAUCUUGGAGUGCGUGAGGACAGAGCAUAUGAGCAGAAAUCUCAUCUCCGCCAGAGUUGGCGAACGCAAAUCGAACAUUCGCAUGCUGGCGUAUCUUGCUGACCCGAAAUCCGUCGUUAUUAACGACUUGAAUACUCGACAGACAAUCGCGCACAUUCCCCACGACAACCGCUUCGACUGGCUCGAGCUCAACGAAAAAGCGACGAAGCUGCUCUUCCGCGAUCGCCGCUACCGACUCUGGAUUCACGACAUAACCGCGCAGAAGACAGUGAUGCUUCUCGGCAACUGCACGUAUUCCCAGUGGGUGCCUGGAUCGGACGUAGUCGUCGCACAGAACAGAAACCAAGUCUCUGUUUGGUACAACAUCGACGAUGUCGACCGAAUGAUCAACAUCCAAAUCAAAGGCGACGUAACAGGCAUUGAGCGCAGUGGGAGUCGGACCGACAUUAUCGUUCAAGAAGGCGCCUUCCAGAAUCGCUACAAACUUGACGAGGAGCUGAUCGAGUUCGGAACAGCAGUAGAAGAUGGCGAUCUCAAUCGAGCUUGUGAAUAUCUGGAGUCGCUUCCAGAAGGGCACCAGGGCGGUGCGAUCAUGUGGUCGACUUUGGCAAAACUAGCCCUAGAAGCAGAAAAUGUCGACAUUGCCCUAAGAGCGUUCGGAUAUCUUGGCGAUGUGGCGAAGAUCAGAUAUCUUCACCGAGUUCAAGUGGAGAGUAUCUUUUACGAAGAAGAGACAGGUCGGCCACGAUCGGAUUCGAUGAAAGCUAGAGCGAUGAUGGCACAGCUAAAUGGAAACUACUCACUCGCGGAGCAGUUCUUCAUCGAGGAGAAUCACCAUGACGAAGCUAUUGAAAUGUACACGGAGCUGAAUCUAUGGGAAGAUGCAAUCAGACUAGCGACGCGAUACAACCCCGAAACGGUCAAUCACCUUCGACAGCGCUACCUGACAUGGCUCAGAGAUACGCGCCAAAUGGGCCUGGCUGGAUCUUUUGUUGAAAGUGAAGGAUAG
Molecule: messenger RNA, 2166 nt
Organism: Oikopleura dioica
Lineage: Eukaryota; Metazoa; Chordata; Appendicularia; Copelata; Oikopleuridae
Source: the annotation of a GenBank genome assembly